This is a messenger RNA of Bicyclus anynana (squinting bush brown), 5026 nucleotides long. RefSeq names its product serine/threonine-protein kinase VRK1 (gene ball). The coding region runs from base 188 to 1909 and encodes 573 amino acids. Lineage: Eukaryota; Metazoa; Arthropoda; Insecta; Lepidoptera; Nymphalidae. Gene Ontology annotation, molecular function: ATP binding; protein serine/threonine kinase activity. Gene Ontology annotation, cellular component: cytoplasm; nucleus. The transcript has 9 exons. The record is from RefSeq and is a predicted model, not a curated record. Gene Ontology annotation, biological process: signal transduction; peptidyl-serine phosphorylation.
CACUUCAAGUGAAGUCAACAAGACGCUCAGUGUGAUUUAAAUAAAACGUAAAAAUAAAAACUCAAUUUCUAAUAACUUUAAUUAUUAAUGAUUAUUUUAUUUCUAAUAAUAUUACCCCAACAAGUUACUUACUUACGUAAUUGGUUUUUUUGUACUAGUUAAGGAAUAUUUCAGUCUACUGUACAUCAUGAGCGGCAGGGUAAAAAAACCCGCGGCACCAAGAAAAAAGGCCAAUGCAUAUAAAAUGCCUGCCCCUAUACCCCUCGGAGAGGUGCUCACAGAUACGGUCUUCAAGAAAAAAUGGCGCAUAGGCCCUUCCAUAGGUGUUGGCGGCUUUGGUGAAAUAUACUCCGCCUGCGACCACAACAGUUCACCCAAAAAGGGUGGGAGCUACCCCUAUGUGAUAAAAAUUGAGCCCCAUGAAAAUGGACCACUGUUUGUGGAGGUACACUUCUAUGUCAGAAACUCAAACAAAAAUGAUGUUGCAAAUUUCAUGAAGGACAACAAGUUAUCAACGCUGGGCAUGCCUUUGUACCACGGACACGGUUCUCAUGUGUACAAGGGAGAGAAAUAUCGGUACCUAGUGCUGGAGCGAUACGGCCAGAACAUAUGGAACCUCUUCCUGGAGCACGGACGGCAGAUGCCACCACACACUGUCUUCUUGUUGGGCUUGCAAAUGCUAGACGUGCUACAAUACAUACACAGUCGAGGCUAUGUCCACGCGGACCUGAAAGGCGCGAACAUCCUGCUUGGUCUGAAGAAGGGCUCAGAGCAGCAGGCUUACCUGGUGGACUUCGGCCUCGCUGCGCGCCUCAAUGACAAGGAGUUCAAGCCCGACCCGAAGCGGGCACACAACGGCACCAUUGAGUAUACAAGCCGGGAUGCGCACAUAGGAGUCCCAACAAUGCGGGGAGACCUGGAGAUCCUGGGCUACAACAUGCUGCAGUGGCUGGUGGGGAAGCUGCCCUGGGAGAGCCUCAAGUCGCCCGAUGCGGUGCAGGCCAUGAAGGAGGCCUUCAUGAAGAAUGUGAGGAAGGAGAUCGCCAAACUCUCUGCCAAUGUACCUGAAGCUAUCAUAAAAUUCUUUGAAUACAUAAACACACUGAAGCCCAAAGAUAAAGUAGAUUACGUGAAAUGCAAGCAAAUACUGGAGAGCUACCUGAAGGCGCAGGGCGUCGCCGUGGGCAGCAAACUGGAGUUUGUCAACAAGAAGAGGAAAGGGGACGAUGUUGACACUAGUACUGAGAAAAGUACUGGAAAGGUACUUAAAAAGAAAAACACCACAAAAGAAAAUGGCGACGUCAAAGCAACGAAGCGAGUGCGAAAGACUAAAGCAGUGGUGGAGGAAAACAGUGAAAAUGAGGAGCCUGAGCUCGUCAAACCCGACAAGAGAGGAAAGGCGAGGAAAGCUGAGCCGGUCUCACAGGAAAGCAGUGAGGAUGAAGAAAAUACGAAUACAGCAAAAGCGAACAGUCCUCGCAAACCUAUAGGCAGAGCCAAGAAGAGAAAGUCGAGCGAGCCGUCAGUGGUGGUUAAGGUUAAGAAAACAAAAAUGGCGCCCAAAGCGACGCCGCCCGUCAAACAGAACCACGUCAACAUCGCCACACAGACCUCCGGACAGAAAUGUAAACGGAGUCCCAGACAGGUGUCAUUCGACAGUCCCAUCAGUGAAGUCAUAGGCGAGGGCUCCAGAAACGGCAGAGACAAGUCGGCUAACUCUAGCGGCGACAUAUUCGACGACUCCUUCGUCAUAGAGGAGAAGAAGGUGAAGCCGAAGAGGAAGCUGCUCUCGCAGCAGGAGGUCACCGUCAAGAGGGUGGUGAAGAAGAAGGUGACCUCCGUCAAACCCAAAGCCAAGUCGUGGAAGGACUCCUCGACUAUAGUCAAUGGGAGGUCACCACCCAAAUAGUGAAGUGUGUGCCAUACUUUGUGUACUUAAUAUUCAGAUUUACAAUAAUAUCAGCCCUUGUAGCCAAGUGGAAUAUCGAUUCUCUUUCUACGAUCGCAAACGCUUCGAAAACUAGAAAAAUCUAUGGGAAUGAUGUUUGCUAUCGAAAGUUCACGUGAUCAAGAUCUGUCAUUCCCAUACAUUUUUAAAUUUUCGAAGCGUUUGCGAUCGAAGAAAAAGAAUCGACGUACCACUUGGCUACAGGGGCUGGUUGGGUUUCACCACCUGAUGGAUUGGUCUAAGAUCCAGCAUUAGAAAUAUAUACCCUCAUCUGUUAUUCUAACUAAUGUUUAGUAAUGUAAAGAUUAUGUUUGUGUGUUUGUUUAUAUGUUUGUUUGUGUAAUCGAGCUAAUCUCUAAAAAUUGUGUAAGCUCGGGAGUAUUUUCCGUAACUUCAAGGUGUUGACAAGCUCACCUAUAAGAGCCGAACUGCAUAACUAAUUUUUUUUAACUAAAAAAACUUUUUAUAUUUUCAUGCAAAGUAAUUUAAACCAUUCCGACUAUCCAUGUACACGCAUUUAUCUAUCCUUGCAUUUAAAAAUACGUAAUCGUAGUGGUGAGACUGUUGAUAUUGAAACUGGUACUCCGCACUUUACUAGUAAGCUACUUCAUGAUAUUUAUCAAUGAAUAAGUUUGGCUAGGUCAUAAUAUAAGGAUAAUUACAAAAGAAAUAUUUUUUACUCCGAAAAUAUUCAUUUUAGAACACGUGUUCCUUAAAGUCAAAGUCAAAAUUCAUUUAUUUCAAAAAGGCUUAGUUUACAAGCUCUUUCGAAACGUCAGGUAAUAAUAUUAAACUCAAGAUAAUGGUGAUAAUAACUAUUCGAAAACUUAAAAUUACAGUUACGGGGUUCCAAUCGCGUCUUGGUCCGAGAAGAGCCCACAACAAACUCGGAGACAUUUUUAAUUAAUUUUCCGUAAAGAAUUAUAUAACCUUAGAGUUAUGAGAAGUACUCCCGAGCACCCUGUAUAGUGACAGCCAAACUCAUAGGGAGUGACAGUCUUUUACUAUAAAUAGGAGGGAGGAAUAGGAGUAGGAAUUUUGUACGAAAGUUUUACAAAUACAAAUACAAUCCUUUAUUUGCUGAUACAGUUUACAAGGUCAGGUUUUCUUUUCAAAUUCAAAGCUCAGAGGUACUCGUGUUACAACUUGCAUGUUAAGUUUUCAAAUCAAAUCAAAAAUCAUUUAUUUCAAGUAGGCUCAGUUUUCAAGCACUUUUGACACGUCAGUUGACUAUUUGUAAAGAUUCUACCACCGGUUCGGAAGGCAGGUUCUGCUGAGAAGAAACUGGUAAGAAACUCAACAGUUGCUCUUUUUAAAAAAAUCAUACAGUAUUAUAAUUUACAAUUGAUGAUAACAUUACAAUUUUUAAUAGUUUUACUUUUUGUGUGAUGGUGGAAGCUGAUCCAAUGGCCUCCAAGCGCUUUUAUCUUUAAGGGACUCCUUCCUUUUCUAGUUUGUUUACUAGUAUCACUACAUUUGUUGGAUGUAUGUUUAUAAUUGUUUAUGAUGAUUAAAGUUAUAAUAGAUAGCUUGAAUAGAACAGUUCCUAAACAUUAAAGUUGACCCUUAAGGACUAAAUUGAAUGAUAGGUUUAUUAGUUAUUGGAUAUGGAGAAAGAAAGGAGAAGAAACGUUGGAUAUAUAGGAAAUAUAAAAAUUGUAGCCAGCGAAGGGAUGAUGUAGGAAUUCUACCACAUCUAUUAGUAGAAGUAGAAUUUUUGUGACAGAGUUAGUCCAGGGAAUAUUGGAAUCAAAAUCUAAACGAAAUAAAUAAAGUCACCAAGCGUUGCAGAGCUAUCGAGCUUGCUCGUCGAGCAUGUUGGGCAGUCGAAAAGCUGGGACUUAACAAUUGUACAAUUUGUGUAGCAGUGUGUAAUACACUGUUGCAUUGCCAUAUAUUUUCUACCCACCAAAUGUUUAAAACCUGUGCUUUACCAAAAUACACUGAAACCGUAAAAUUUGUCUUUUUGUCUGCUUCAAAUCAAGUUAUGGCAACAGCCUUUUUACGUUAAAGCUUAUUUUGUUAUCAUUUUAUAUAAUAACUUUCUUCUUUGAAAUUGUUUGCAAAUAUCGCUCGUUUGUACAUAAAAUUAGUUGCUUAAGCGUAUUUUUCUCUUUUUUCAUUUUUCACUUUUGCUUUGAAGCAGUCUCUAAAUGUUAUAUGAUGUUAGGAUGCCUGCACACAGUCAAAUAUAAAUAAACAAAUGAAUGCCUAUGUCAUAUUUUUAUUGUAGAGUUAGGCUAAUGAAAGUAGAAACUGAAAUCAACCCAAAAAAAAAUCGAAGUAUAUUCUGAAAAUUAUAGUGCAAAUAUUGGCAUAACUGAGUUUAAUACUUAUUUAUAGGUAGUAAUUUAAAAUAAUUAUGAAAACGCAUGCUUUUUUAAUUCGUUUAAAUGAUUUUUUAAAUUUAACGGGUGAUUUCAGACUACUUUUAUUAGCCAAACUCUACGCAUUACGACGAGAUACUUAUUUACCCAUUGCUACAGACGUGCAGUUUGUGCAGUUGUUAAUUAUAGUUUUUUUCUGUUGAUUCUGAUUUAAAUUUCGAUUAGAUAAAACUUUACAGUUAAAACUGAACGUCUGUAGUGCAGGGCAACCUCAUCGUACAUAAAUAAUAUAGUUGAGUGUGUGCGGGCAACAUUAGUAAAGUAAAUCCUGUCUGGAUUAUUGCUGGGAGACAGCAAAUUAUAAGUUGUUAUACCAAUUACAUAUUAAGUUUUUAAAAUACUUAUUGAUAAUAAUUUGUUCAGUAUUGUGAAAUGAAAUGAAUUUAAAAAAAAUCUUUUAUUGCAUUUCAUUAUAAUUAAUUAGAAUUUUAGUAUUAUAAUAUCAGGUUAAAAACUAAUAUUUGAAUACAAGGUAAGUUCUUUGAAAGAAGUCCGUACAUGGGAAGGGAAAAUUAAAUGAAUUAAUUUUAUAAUAAUACCAUUAAUGAUAGUUUCAAUUUCUCAUUUUUAAUGUUAAUGUUAUUGCAUUUUAAUUUAUUCAUUUAUUGAAAUGAAUGUAUUUGCUCAUGUUGAUUUCCAUGUUGUAUUUGUAACUAUUUAUAUACUGUAAAUUAAACUGUAUUUUUAAAAA